UGGAGUGCCACUUGACAUCAGAUACAACUGGGAAACGAUUGCAUAUUCACUAGAGCAAAAUGAAUCUAAUUUAUCUUGGGAUAAUUACACUUGUGGUAUCAACAGCAAUGGAGGUUUCCGCUGACGACGGCGUCAUAUCUGACGGCGAAGCAAGUGAAGGCGGUGUUAUACCUGAGGAUAAUGAUGAUGACAUGCCAGAAGAACUCAAGAAAUUGUUCAUAAAGGACAGUACUCUAGGGGAAAGUCUCAUCAAAAUUAUCAAAAUGGUGAAAGACUUUUCAUCAGACAUCUGGAUACAACCCGUCAAUCAAUACACAUGGAGAGAAAGAAAACCCAAUACACACCUGUCAAUAUCAAUAAAACGACUCUUAACCAAAGCAAGAAAUGUCACAAAGAUGGCUCGUAAUUCAAGCGAAACAUUACAGAAAUCGUUACGAUGGAUUGAUGUGGCUUUAGAUGACGUCGACAAAGUCAUGAAUGCUAUUAUGUCUAUUCAAGGUAAAGCUUCCAAAAUUCAAGAUCUACUUCAAACUAUAAACGACAUCGAAGAGUUCUUACCAUAUGGUUUUCAGGAAGGAUAUGUAUUCGCUACACGAAUAAUAUACGAAGACAUUCAAGAAAGACUUUACAACUAUCACGCGGAAUUUUCCACCGGGGCUCGAAAAUACGUUUCAUUUAGACAAUUUAACACUAUACUUGGACAGCUUAUGAGUUACACAAGUAAGUGGCUCAACUUGUACUAUCCAAUUGAACCGAGUACAAAACGAGUUUUUCGUGCUCACAAAAGACGUAUACGGCACCUACAAGAAAUAGCACGAAGGUUUCAUGGAAAGUUUGGGCCAGACGUAAAUGCAUUAGCUAAAAGGUUGAAGCAAAAAAUAAAUGAUUUGGAAAAAGUUUCAAGGAAGAAGCUGAGAAAGGCAAGGGGAGAUGCAUAAAUGGACUUGUAGUGAAGCGAAAUGCAUGCAGUAACCUACUAGAACCAACACUGCCAUCAAUUAAAGAUUACUUGGCUCAUUGCAAAUAAAAUUGAUACACA
This is a messenger RNA of Owenia fusiformis, 1039 nucleotides long. NCBI's taxonomy places the organism in Eukaryota, Metazoa, Annelida, Polychaeta, Sabellida, Oweniidae. The record is from the annotation of a GenBank genome assembly.